This is a messenger RNA of Aaosphaeria arxii CBS 175.79, 657 nucleotides long. RefSeq lists its product as uncharacterized. The annotation marks the transcript as partial. NCBI's taxonomy places the organism in Eukaryota, Fungi, Ascomycota, Dothideomycetes, Pleosporales. Gene Ontology annotation, biological process: mycotoxin biosynthetic process. The record is from RefSeq and is a predicted model, not a curated record. The transcript has 2 exons.
AUUGUCAGUAGUGAGCAUUCUGUUGACCAUGACAACUACACGAAAUAUUCUGGACCGCCCACACACGAAAACACAAAGGCUUGGGAGAAUCUUAUACCGCAUAAGCAUCACUAUAUUACAUUCAGAAACUUUAUGUAUUCUUAUUCAAAGAUUUCAGCAACAUUCUUCAGCCUCUCGGAGGAUGAACUUCGUGCAAGUGGCGAAUCACUGCACGACUCAGUACAACUUGCUGACGAAGAUGGCUACUUGGCUGCUUUGGGGGUCUAUCAUGAGCUUCACUGCUUGCGCCAAGUGCGAUUAUAUUUGUAUCGCGAUACAUACUUUGGUAACUUAACUGAAGCGAACCUGGAAUGGUUUUACUCUCACUUGGACCAUUGCAUCGAAACGCUGCGUAUUUCAAUCAUGUGUAACGCGGAUCUCAGUCUAUAUACAUUUUACUGGAAGGAACGGGAAGAAAAUAGACCACACGCAAAGUCAAACUCGCAGCGGCAGUGUCUUAAUUGGGCUCAGAUAGAACAAUGGAGCAUAAGUCGACAAGUAUCACUUUGGCCUCGGUUAGUCAGAAAGGGUGGCAACAAAGACAGGGUUCAUUUGUAGACCGAGAUUUGGUACUUCACGACUUGGGACCUACGUAGGCAAAUCAUCAGUCACUCAAAA